This is a messenger RNA of Equus caballus (horse), 1419 nucleotides long. RefSeq names its product TATA-box binding protein like 1 (gene TBPL1). Lineage: Eukaryota; Metazoa; Chordata; Mammalia; Perissodactyla; Equidae. Gene Ontology annotation, molecular function: general transcription initiation factor activity; DNA binding. The record is from RefSeq and is a predicted model, not a curated record. Gene Ontology annotation, biological process: DNA-templated transcription initiation.
AAGGGAGCAGCGAGAGCCGGAAGUGGGCGGCCAGCGCGGAGCCCGGGACGGCCGGCCUGGCGGCGCUCUAGCCCCCGCGCUGUCUCUAUGCCCCGCCGCGUCUCGUCUAUUUAUUGUCGCGGGGAAGCGGCGGCCGCCGGGGACCCGGAACAACAAAGCGCGGAGCCCGCAGCUCGAGCCGCGGGGGCUCCUAGCAACGGGCCGGGCGGGAGUUCCAUGGAGACUGGGGAGCGCGCCCGCCUCAUCAUCAUCCUCGUCCUCCAGCUUCUCCUUCGCGUCCGCCGCAACCGGCAGCAGCGCUGCCGCCGCGUCCUCUGCCGCCGCCCCCUCUUCCCACGGAUGUGAUCUUCGUGGUGGGAAACCGAGUUUUCCAGCUACCCCAAUGGAUGCAGACAGUGAUGUUGCAUUGGACAUUCUAAUUACAAACGUAGUGUGUGUCUUUAGAACAAGAUGCCAUUUGAACUUAAGGAAGAUCGCUUUGGAGGGGGCAAAUGUAAUUUAUAAGCGUGAUGUUGGAGAGAGUGUCGUAGAUUUAGCCGCGUGUACAGUUAGUUAUGGCCCUCGGUGUAGACUGACCCGUGUGACCGGCGGUCUUCUCUCCUUAAACCGCAGUGAGGAAGAAGCGAAGUUCGGCGCCCGGCGGCUGGCGCGCAGCCUGCAGAAACUGGGCUUCCAGGUAAUAUUUACAGAUUUUAAGGUUGUUAACGUUCUGGCGGUAUGUAACAUGCCGUUUGAAAUCCGUUUGCCAGAAUUCACAAAGAACAAUAGACCUCAUGCCAGUUACGAACCUGAACUUCAUCCUGCUGUGUGCUAUCGGAUAAAAUCUCUAAGAGCUACGUUACAGAUUUUUUCAACAGGAAGUAUCACAGUCACAGGCCCAAACGUCAAGGCUGUGGCUACUGCUGUGGAACAGAUUUACCCGUUCGUGUUUGAAAGCAGGAAAGAAAUUUUGUAACUCGUCACUUAAUUGGUUAGAAUCCCUAACUGAGCACCUUUUAAAACCUGCUGCACAUUGGACUCAAAACAGAAGGAGAACUGGACCAAGAGUAACUGAGGAAAGACUCUGAAGACCGCCAUCGUUCACAGCUACAGUGUAAGCUCCGCCCGGUGGAUCUUAGCUCAGACCUUGCUGUAAUGUAAAAGGAAGUUUACAAGACGUGACGUUGCUGCUUUUACACGAGGACGUUCUAUUUAUUUUCGCAGGAAUUCUCAUGUCCCCAUAGCAGAGCUGUCACAGUGUGCACUACCUUCGUUGUUUCGUUGUUGUCGUUAUUUUUUCCCAGUUUGAGCUCAUGUGUUUUAUUUGUGAAUAGCCUUUUACAUUUUUGUAUGCUGAAUAUGGGCACCAAAGAACCUGUAAAAGUUAUCUUUUCAAUUGAAUGUGCACAAAUAAAAGUUUGGAAAAGAUCUCUCCUCAUA